Brassica oleracea var. oleracea is the source of this 1793-nucleotide messenger RNA. RefSeq names its product ankyrin repeat-containing protein At5g02620-like. Gene Ontology annotation, molecular function: protein phosphatase regulator activity; protein phosphatase 1 binding. The transcript is spliced from 3 exons. The record is from RefSeq and is a predicted model, not a curated record. Gene Ontology annotation, cellular component: plasma membrane. NCBI's taxonomy places the organism in Eukaryota, Viridiplantae, Streptophyta, Magnoliopsida, Brassicales, Brassicaceae. Bases 3 to 1793 code for a protein of 596 amino acids.
AAAUGCAGCCGAUCUUCCAUGCAAUCCUUCAAAAUGACCUUCCAACUUUUCUGAGUUUGGUAGAAGAGAGAAACUCGUCUCUGGAGGAGAGAACCGAUAAAGAACACUUGAACGACACGGUUUUGCACAUGGCUGCGAAGCUUGGUCACGGAGAACUCGUCUCCAUGAUUAUUGAUCGCCGACCUUCCCUAGUCUGUUCCCUCAACGCAGAGGGAAACACACCGUUGCAUCUUGCUGCUCUCCUUGGAUACAUCGACAUAGUAGUGCAGAUGUUAGAGACUGGAUUAGAAGCUUGUACCGCACGAAACAACAACAAUGACACACCUCUCCACUUAGCUUGCCGCAGCAUUUCCAUGGAGGCUGCCAAACUCAUUGCUGAAAAGACAAACUCAGUUGAUCACGGUGAACUCAAUUUCGCCAUAUCAACUGGAUCCACUUGUGUUGUAAAGAUUAUACUUGAGAGAUUCCCAGACCUAGCUAGGGAGGAAGCUUGGCCUGUCCAAGGCGGCUCGCUAUCAACGCUAUUGCAUCAUGCGUGUGAUAGAGGAGACCUUGAAUUGACAAGAAUAUUGUUUGGGCUCGAUCAAAGACUAGAGGAAGCUCUUAACACCAACGGUUUAUCACCUCUGCACCUGGCGGUCCUCAGAGGCUCGGUUGUAAUCCUGGAGGAGUUCAUAAACAAGGCUCCAUUAUCUUUCUUGUCUCACACGCCAUCAAAAGAGACAGUCUUUCAUCUUGCUGCACGAAAUAAAAACAUGGAUGCCUUUGUUUUCAUGGCAGAGCGUUUGGGCAGUAACAGCCAGUUUCUUUUGCAGAAAACAGAUGAAAAUGGCAACACUGUCUUACAUACUGCUGCUUCCGUGGCUUGUGGUGCUCCGCUUAUUCGUUACAUCAUUGCUAUGAAGAUAGUAGAUAUCAGCAACAAAAACAAGAUGGGUUUUGCAGCUUAUCACCUUCUCCCCCAUGAUGCUCAAGACUUUGAGUUGUUAUCAAGUUGGCUGAGGUUUGACACCGAGACUUCAGACGAGCUGGAUUCUGAUGUAGUUGAAAUAUACUUAGACGCCUCUAGUCCAGUGAAACCAUUACGGUCACGCUUUGAAUCUUCAGAUACCCGCAAAAACUCUCAUGAGGACGAGGUAAUAAAGUUGCUGAAUCUAAUCGGACUAAACACAUCAGAGAUGGUAGAGAGAAAGACACGCAAGGCACAUGGAGUGAAAAAAGGUAGUGAAAACUUGGAAUAUGACAUGUACAUAGAAGCGUUACAAAACGCAAGAAACACGAUUACUAUAGUAGCAGUAUUGAUCGCUUCAGUUGCUUAUGCCGGUGGGAUAAACCCUCCAGGCGGCGUCUACCAAGACGGGCCAUGGAGAGGCAAAUCCAUAGUGGGGAAAACGACAGCGUUUAAAGUCUUUGCGAUAUGCAACAACAUAGCACUGUUCACGUCCUUGGCCAUUGUUAUUCUUCUCGUUAGCAUCAUACCUUACAAAAGGAAACCCUUGAAGAAGUUACUGGUGGCCACACAUAGAAUGAUGUGGGUUUCUAUUGGGUUCAUGGCCACUGCUUAUGUUGCAGCGUCCUGGGUGACUAUACCACAUUACCAUGGAACACGAUGGUUGUUUCCAGCUAUUGUCGCAGUUGCUGGUGGAGCGUUGGCUGUGCUGUUUUCAUAUCUUGGUGUUGAAGCCAUUGGUCAUUGGUUUAAGAAGAAGGCUCGGGUAGGAGUUAUACCUUCCUUUGCAAGGACCAAUUCAGAUUUGGCCAUAUCUGGAAAAUCUGGUUAUUUUGCUUAUUGA